Messenger RNA from Moneuplotes crassus, 2091 nucleotides. The record is from the annotation of a GenBank genome assembly. Lineage: Eukaryota; Ciliophora; Spirotrichea; Euplotida; Euplotidae.
AGCAUGUCAGCUAUGAAGAAGUUGAAAGGUUACCCAUCCUCUUUGGGGAGUACGAAAUACAAGUCUCUGUAUACUAAGCCUAAGCAGGUUGGAAAGGAGUCUAGUAAGGCUAAGAAAGGGACUUUUCUCAGAGCAAGGGCAUCCCUUCAGUCUACUCAACCCUUAGCAAAGGAACACUCAGAUGUGAUGAAAGCUUCCAAGCAAGCAAAAAGACUGUCAAAGAGUCGGAUGAGUGGCAAAAUUAGUUUAAGCUCAGUCCAGUCAGCUAUUAAAAGAUCGAACAUUGAUGCCAGGUCAAUUGGCAUGUCCAGUCCAGUGAGCUCUACUUCUGAAUUAAAUUGCAAAGGGUAUGUGGCGACAAGGCCGCUCACACAGAAGUCCAAAGACACUGUGCAAGCCAAGAAGGACGACAUUCAGAAUCAGGUCCAUGAGUACUUUAAGAAGUACUCGAGCAAACUUGUGCAGGAAGUAAACCACUUAAAGCUGGAGAUGAGCCAGAUGAAAGCUAGGAUCAGCAAGUAUGAGAAAUGUAUGCUUGCUUUCUCACUCAAGAAGGCUACUUCAAAAUCUCAGAAGUGAAGUACUGAUUGAGGUAAACAACCUCUUGGUCUUGCACAGAGAUCACAGAAUUGUCCGGUUUUGGGUAAUAGUUCUAAGUUCAAGACUAAGGCUAGGAAAGAAGCUGCUUCUUCAAGGAACCAGAAGCUAAAAGAUCAGAAGUAUAACCAAACUCCUCAAAGUAGCAGUGUACCCACCAAAUUGAGGAGGGAUAAAAAGAGUCAAAGAGCAGGCUCUAGAGCUUACUUUAGUCUAAAUCAAGAGCCCUCAUAUGACGAUAAGGCUGAUAUUACUUAUGAUAAUGAUAAAGAAGAAGACAUUGUGCUUCCUCUAUUCACUGGACAUUAUGUCUCCAAAGAUCUGGGAGUUAAGAACAGGACUAGCUCUCUGAUGAAGCCAUACAAACGUAAAAAGGCAGAAUCCCUUGAAGCGAAGUUGCAAAGGAACAAAAGUUUCACGUCAAAUACACUUCAGACUGUUUUCCUGAAUUUGGCUGAACAGAAGGACCUUUCUAGGGUGGAGCAGACGCUUCCCAACCAAUCUGACUUUGCAGAAAGUUGUAAAUCUCCCAUGUCAUUUAAAUUUGAGUCAAAAAGAGGAACUCCAGGUCCAACCAACUUGAUGUUAGAGAGCUCAAUUGAGAAACGAGGAGUUGUUAAUAGAACAAAGCUGCACUUCAAUCAAAAGUUAGGUAGUUAUGCUAACUCUCCAAGGAACAAACCUCUGAUAUCUCGGUCAGUUAAUGAAAUGAGGAAGGUUAGGCAGCUGAACUCAUUCAAAUCACUGAAUGUCUCCCUUGCGAAGCUAGAUGGGACAUGUAUUUGUAGAGAACCGAGAAAUCUAAAAGAUCCUGAAUCGAAAAGUUGUGGGACUUAUUGUAAAUAUUUGUCUUCAAAUGAGCAAAAAGAUAUUAUCUUUAGAAAAUACCAACUGAUCUGUGCCCAGUCUAUCUCAGAACGGUUUGAAUAUGUCCUCCCAGCUGACUGGUGGAAGAUCUGGUGAGAUUUUGUCAACAUUGAGUACAAAACCUUUGCCCAGCAUUGCAAAGAUACUAGGUUAGCAGCUGGAAGUUUCCUUCCUAGUAAAACUCCAGGGUCUACUCUAAGGAUCUCUGAAGAGAGCGAUAUUGAGUUUGAUAUGAAGACUUUUGACCAAGAAGCCAUAAAGGCAGAAGCACCUAUUCAAAUAAUUCAAGAUUCAAGGAACUCUUGUGAUAAGUCCAAUGAUAGCAGGCUUUCUAUCAUCCCUAAUGACGACAGGUAUAAUGAGAUUUAUACAAGGCCAGGGAAGAUCAUAAACAAGCAGUUGAUAGAAAGAGUUAAGCUUGGCUCAGAUAAGGAGAAUCACCUUCCUUACAUUCCUCCCAAGGAGUCUCAAUAUGAGUUAAAAUCUCACCUUCAAGAGCUCCAUGACUAUAUCUUGGUGUCCAAGGAGAGCUGGAAAAAUUUCAGAGCUUGGUAUGGUAGCGAUUUUGAGAUUAACUUCGCAGAAAAUAAGGUUUCUGAAUGUUGAGGUAAAUAAGAUUCUGUUCAA